GUCUUGAAAUAUAAAGUUUUUAAAAGUAUGGUAGGGCCUAGUUAUUAAAACAUAAAUCAACUUUCUUAGCACAAAUGUAAUUUAUUAGAAUAAUAAGUUAUGUAAAAAUAUGUUUUCCCAGCCAUGCAUGUAAAGUAAAAUUCAGAGCAUUUUUCUGUUCACUUUAUUCCAAUAACAGUAAUAUCAAUAAUGUUAAACUGCCCCAAAAAUAAAGAAAUAAACGAACAGCAGAGAUCAGCGACCUCCAGAACUUUAACAAAUGGAUUAAAUCCCAUUUUCAGUCACAUCUCGGAGCUGCAGAUACAUGAUUGGCUCAUUGUGGAAGUCUAAACAUGCUGUAAAUUAGAGUCACUUCUGAUUGUUUCCUCUCGGAGCCGUUGUGUGGCUCCAGAAUCACUUCAAACUGCUGUUUGGUUUGGACUCCGGGUCGUGGGAGGAGCUGGUUCCUACCCGGAGAGGAGGGCAGCUCUUUAAGGAUCUCGCUCUCUUUGGGGCUAUAAAGACGUUGCGCCUUCAAGACUGCAGCAAAUUAACUCCAUUGGCGAAUUAUUGCAUUACAACGCAUCGCUCCACGCAUCGUUUUUUCUUUUUUUUUCUCUUUAUGGUGAUUUUUGAUUAAAGCGAGCAGGAUUUCGGUGAGACAUGAUGGAGUACAUGGAGGAUAAGUUUGCGUUGAAAAGCCAAGGGAUGAAGGCCAGCGAUUACUACAUGGACCAAGUCAUGGAGAGCCUGGACAGCGCGCAGUACUUCACCAAGUCCUCCCCGAAAUGUGUGCAGGCCUUCGGGCUGCAGAGCGCCGAGCACCGCUCCUCGCCCUGCGGAGAACAGAACGCUAAUUACGGAGUGCCAAAAACAGACGAGGACACUUUGCACUCGGACCUCGGCAGGUCUUUGGACAGUUGUUGCACUCUGCGGGCCUCUCCUGUCACCACCGGACAGGAGAAAACGGAUUUGGACGACAUGGGGGACAAAUGCGACAGCAACGUGUCCAGCAGCAAGAAGAGGAGACACCGGACCACUUUCACCAGCGCGCAGCUGGAGGAGCUGGAGAAAGUCUUUCAGAAAACUCACUAUCCAGAUGUUUAUGUGAGGGAACAGCUGGCCAUGAGGACGGAAUUAACAGAGGCCAGGGUGCAGGUUUGGUUUCAGAACAGAAGAGCAAAGUGGAGGAAAAGAGAGCGCUACGGGCAGAUCCAACAAGCCAAGACUCACUUUGCAGCCACGUAUGAUUUAUCAGUAUUACCGAGGACCGACAGCUACACACAGAUUCCCAACAACCUGUGGCCGAGCGCGGCCCCCGGGGGCCCCGUGGUCUCCUCCUGCAUGAUCCCCCGGGGCUCCCCUCCCUGCGUCUCCUCCUACUCCCACUCCCCCCGGUCGGCGGCCGGCGCCGGCGCCGAGCACGGCUACGUGGGCUUCCCCAACCAGCAGAACCAGUUCGGCCACGUCUCCCUCAACAACUUCUUCAGCGCGGACUCCCUCCUCUCGCCGGCCGCCAACGGCCACCACGCCUUCGAGACCAAACCCGAGUUCGAGCGGCGCUCGUCCAGCAUCGCCGUGCUGCGCAUGAAGGCCAAGGAGCACACGGCCAACAUCUCGUGGGCCAUGUGAUCAAUCAGGGAGCGAGUCGGGGAAGUCUGGAUCAUGUACGGAAAAAACCCUUUUUACCGUAUUUCCUCAAAUAGUAGCCGGGGCUUCGAUUAACCCGAAGAACUAUAUUUGGUAACCUCAGUGGACAUCUAAAUGGGGUCCCCAAUAUUUCAUCAAAAAGUUGCAAAUUUACUAGAUUAAAGUGGCAAAUCUAGAAGAAAAAAGUCGCAGAU
Centropristis striata (black sea bass) is the source of this 1823-nucleotide messenger RNA. It is a transcript of the gene alx1, whose product is annotated as ALX homeobox 1. The transcript is spliced from 4 exons. Lineage: Eukaryota; Metazoa; Chordata; Actinopteri; Perciformes; Serranidae. The coding region runs from base 643 to 1611 and encodes 322 amino acids. Gene Ontology annotation, biological process: negative regulation of DNA-templated transcription; embryonic skeletal system morphogenesis; positive regulation of transcription by RNA polymerase II. The record is from RefSeq and is a predicted model, not a curated record. Gene Ontology annotation, molecular function: RNA polymerase II transcription regulatory region sequence-specific DNA binding; DNA-binding transcription activator activity, RNA polymerase II-specific.